GGCUGUCCGGUCUGGUCCUAUUCUAGAUACAUCAUUCAUACGUAUUUCUUACUUCAUCCCAUGUAAUCGGUAGUGGUGUGUUUAAUCAUAAUCAUAAUAAUAACAAAAGUUUGAGGGGAUUAAAUAAUGUUGAUGUUAGUUGGAUAACACACGAGACCACACAAACAAAGAUCAUUAAUAAUAAGGCGGUAAAAAAAGAUGCUUUAUUUCUGAGUACAUGUAUGUAUGUCUUGUGAUUGUGGUCCAUCAACAAAAUAUUGUGGUUUUGUUAAAGCAAAUACCAUUGGAAUUAUGCUUUGCUAUAAACGCGUUAGCCUGUUAUUAAUGUUAAAGAUAGCGACCUUAAAUUAUAUACAAGAUGGAUGUGGGCCAGGGUGGGUGGGGACAUCCAACAAUGGAAGUGGAAAGAAGGGUGCCUGCCCAUUUGGAGAUAAGGCUACCCACACUUUUUUUUUUCUUUGUAGUUUAUAUAAUAAAACAAUUUAAAUUGAAAACAACGUAUUAAUUUUGUUAAAAAAAAAGAGAGAAGAUAAUCUUUAGGCGAUGGGGGGUCCGGGUGGGUAGAGAUUAGAGAAAGAAAGAAGAAAGUCAUUAGCAGCAGGAUUCCACUAACCUCUCUCUUCAUUCAAUUCGAACACAAGAUCAAUCCUUAAUUAUACCACCUCUUCCUUCCUUUCUCCUCUUCUUCUUUCUUUCUUUCUUUCUUUCUUUCUUUCUUUCUCACCCCACCUAACCUAACAUAACAUAACAACGAUUGCUUUUGUUGUUUGUUGAAGAUAAAAUAAAAUAAACACAGAUUAUUAUUAUUAUUAUUAUUAUUAUUAUUAUUAUUAUUAAAAAUAAAGAUGCGAUAGAUAUAGGAAUGGGAUUAAGGACCCUUCCCUUCUCCAAACUCCAAACGGACGGACCCCUCCUACCAUAACCAUUUUACUUAUUUCUUACCAAAACGCCGUUACCCGGUAACCGUCUUUCCCGUUAAGUCACGUGCACUGCUUCAUUUCAUGGCGCUUGAGCGAUUGACUCUCGCUCCCGUCGUUCUUGACACCGGCACCGGAAACGGCGGCGAAGACCUCAACAAAGCUCCCAGGCUGCCUCGCUGGACCAGGCAAGAACUUCUUGUGCUUAUCCAAGGCAAGAGAGUCGCAGAGAACCGGGUUCGCAGGGGCAGAAGCGCCGUUCUCGCUUUCGGCUCCGCUCAGGUCGAGCCCAAGUGGUCCUCCGUCUCUUCUUACUGUAAGCGUCACGGGGUUAACCGGGGACCCGUUCAGUGCCGGAAAAGAUGGAGCAAUCUCGCCGGAGAUUUCAAGAAAAUCAAGGAAUGGGAGUCCCAGAUCAAAGACGAAGCAGAAUCUUUUUGGCUCAUGAGAAACGAUUUGAGGAGAGAGAGGAAGUUGCCUGGAUUUUUCGAUAGAGAAGUCUAUGAUAUACUGGAUGGUGGAGGACCCUCUUCCGCGGAGGCGGAGGGAGACAAGUCGUUGGUUCUUUCCCUAGCGCCUUCGGCUGCUGAGACAGAGAACGAGGUUGUGUUUGAUAGUGGGAGGACGGCGGCAGCGGUAGAUGAUGGAUUGUUUUCUGAUGAGGUCAUAGGUAGUCCGGAGAAAGCUCCUACCCCAAUUUCAGCGACACAGUAUGAGCCUUUCUCACAAGAGGUUCCGGAGCAUGAUCAUCAUCAUCCAGUCCCAACAGUAGCAGCAGCAGCAGCAGAUAAAAAAAGUUCCCCAAUAAAUCCUGAUGAAGCUGCUGAUGGAACGGCUCAUCAAGGAAGCAGUAGGAAGAGGAAGCGUCCAGCCAUAGAUGUAGAUGCAGAUGAAGAUGAAGAUGAAGAGGAGGAGAUGUCUUUACAGAAGCAACUGAUCGAAGCCAUGGAAAGAAAUGGCAGAUUGCUUAGCUCCCAACUAGAAAUCCAAAACACCAACUCCCAGUUAGACAGGGACCAACGAAAAGAUCAUGCAAAUACCCUAUUUGCAGUGCUUAAUAAGCUCGCCGAUGCCAUGUCUGCCUGCCCUUGCCCUGGGAGAUUAUGUAUUGUGGCAAGUCUCCAGAUAAAAUCACUCGCUCAAAUAUUUCUCCUCUUUCUUUCCAUUGCUUAUAGCAGCAGUAUAGAAAAUCGUAGAUCUAAAGGCCAAUAUUGUAGAUUUGAGCCGAAAAUCACAGAUCUGGAAUUGACUAGAGCUUGUACAUCUGAAGACAUAAUUCACCGAUGGGAGGAGAUGACGACGGUACACCGACGAUGCAACAGAGAGGAAGUAACCAUAGUUACAGAUCUGAAAUAUGUCAUCGACGGUGAUGACAGUGGUGAGGUCGCUGCCGACGAUGGCGAGAUCGCCGUCGGCGGUAGUGUUUAUGGUGGUGUUCACCAGAGAUGGUUAAAGGAGAAGAGAGUUUUUUUUUGUUCUUGGCUAUGA
Molecule: messenger RNA, 2405 nt
Organism: Lactuca saligna
Lineage: Eukaryota; Viridiplantae; Streptophyta; Magnoliopsida; Asterales; Asteraceae
Source: the annotation of a GenBank genome assembly